Prunus dulcis (almond) is the source of this 1681-nucleotide messenger RNA. Its product is annotated as UDP-glucose flavonoid 3-O-glucosyltransferase 7-like. The transcript has a single exon. The record is from RefSeq and is a predicted model, not a curated record. The coding region runs from base 52 to 1500 and encodes 482 amino acids. NCBI's taxonomy places the organism in Eukaryota, Viridiplantae, Streptophyta, Magnoliopsida, Rosales, Rosaceae. Gene Ontology annotation, molecular function: UDP-glycosyltransferase activity.
GUGCCUGUCUGCUUUGUGCACUUCAACAACAGUCCUUCCAUCAAAGUCCCCAUGGAAACAAAAUCCCAUGAGCAGCUUCACAUUUUCUUCUUUCCAUAUAUGGCUCAAGGCCACAGCAUACCUCUCAUAGACAUAGCCAAAUUAUUUGCUUCUCGUGGUGUAAAAUCCACCUUAAUAACCACUCCUCUCAAUGCACCACUUUUGUCAAAAGCAAUCCAAAGCAGCAAAAAUUUGGGAUUUGACAUUGAAAUUCUUGUCAUCAUAUUCCCAACUGAAGAAGUUGGGUUGCCUCCGGGAUGUGAGAUUGCUAGCAUGACUACAACUCAUGAGAUGAAGGAGAAGUUCUUCAAAGCUACCUUCCUGCUUGAGCCACAGAUUGAGCAGAUUUUAGACCAACACCGACCUCACUGCCUCGUUGCUGAUUCAUUGUUUCCUUGGGCCACAUAUGUUGCUGCCAAGUUCGGAAUUCCAAGGCUCAUAUUUCAUGGACCUGGUUUUUUCCCUUUGUGUGCUAUACUUGGUGUGAAAUUGUAUGAACCUCACUGGAAGGUAUCAUCUGAUUCAGAAGUUUUUACUAUUCCUAAUCUCCCGGUUGAGAUCAAGAUGAAACGAAACCAAGUACCGAUGGUGUUUGAGCAAAAUGCUAAUCUAAUCUUGUCCAAGUUGUUAAAAGAAUCCAGGGAGUGUGAGGAAAGGAGCUAUGGGAUUAUAGUUAACACUUUCUAUGAACUUGAGCCAGCCUUUGCAGACCAUUACAGGAAGGUGUUGGGGAGGAAGGCAUGGCAUAUAGGCCCGGUUUCCUUAUGCAACAAGGCAGCAGGGUAUGAAACAGAGAUAAGGGGAAUGGAAGCCUCCCUUGAUGAACAUGAGUGCUUGAAUUGGCUCAAUACUAAGAAACACAAUUCAGUUAUUUACAUAUGUUUUGGAAGCAUGACCAAUUUCAGUGAUCCUCAGCUCCUUGAAAUUGCUUUGGGGCUUGAGGCUUCUGGGAUGGAAUUCAUUUGGGUUCUGAGGAGAGAAAAGAAAGAAAAGGAAGAGUGGUUGCCUGAAGGGUUUGAACAGAGAAUGGAAGGUAAGGGACUAAUUAUAAGAGGUUGGGCUCCACAAGUGCUGAUUCUGGAGCAUGAAGCAAUUGGAGGGUUUGUGUCUCAUUGUGGGUGGAACUCUAUACUUGAAGGAGUGUCCUCUGGGGUGCCAAUGAUCACAUGGCCGGUGUCCGCCGAGCAGUUUUACAAUGAGAAGUUGGCGACUGAGAUACUAAGAAUUGGUGUUGCCGUUGGUUCUCAAAAAUGGGCUUCAUUAGUAGAUGUGAAGAAGGAAGCCAGUGUGAAGAGGGACGCCAUAGAAAAGGCUGUGGCUCGAGUCAUGGUGGGUGAUGAAGCAGAGGAAAUGAGAAGCAGAGCAAGGGCACUGGGGGAGAUGGCAAGGAGGUCUGUUGAAGAAGGUGGUUCAUCAUUCUCAGAUUUAACUGCUCUAAUUGAAGAGUUGAGAUCCCUUUGAGCUUGAAGCUUUAUAGAAAAAAUACCACCAUUUUGUGUUCUUUUGCUUUUAACAUUGUGGGUGGAAGUUAACAAUUGAAGGAACUGUUGUUGGGGUGCCAAUGACCACAUUGCCAGUAUCUGAUGAGCAAUCUUAUAAUCAGAAGUUGGUGACCUAAGUGCUAAAAAUUGGGGUUGGUGUG